Pleurotus ostreatus (oyster mushroom) is the source of this 552-nucleotide messenger RNA. RefSeq lists its product as uncharacterized. The record is from RefSeq and is a predicted model, not a curated record. NCBI's taxonomy places the organism in Eukaryota, Fungi, Basidiomycota, Agaricomycetes, Agaricales, Pleurotaceae. The transcript has 4 exons. The coding region runs from base 1 to 552 and encodes 183 amino acids.
AUGAAGAAGGCGCGGAUCCGUGAAGAGAGAAAGAAGAGAAAAUCCCUCCCCGGCCCCUCAACGACUCGGAAGUCGUUACCGAUGGUGUCAACGGAUAUUGGUGGUAUCCCACAGAAUGCAGUCGCAGUCGCAUCCGCCCAGGCCCCGACUUCGGAAUCCAGCGGCCACGUAAAUAAAAAGGCCAAAAUAUCUUCGUCUUCCUCGAUUACGCCAAUCGACUGCAUCUACCAGACCGACAAGGAUCUCUUCGCACACCUACGACGCAUCAAAGCGCGCCAUAGACGGCAGUUCACUGGAACGUACUCCGUCAUAGCUGACCCGAAGAUACGUGCCUCCGAGUGUGUUGACAGUGUGUUCGAUGCCCUUGCGCAGCAUGCGGGCGUGCGAGGCUGGUUCAAUAUCGGUUAUUCUACCGGUCCAUUGGGUCAUGGAAGCCAAUACCUCUGUUCGUGUACUCAGACUUGCGGCGGCAAGAUCGACGUCCGCGUGGACGAAGAUAAUACCCAUCCCCUCUUCUCCGGACAGAAGAUCACUGUAGAAAUUAAACAUUGA